This is a messenger RNA of Cucurbita pepo subsp. pepo (vegetable marrow), 2855 nucleotides long. RefSeq names its product Tetratricopeptide repeat (TPR)-like superfamily protein. Lineage: Eukaryota; Viridiplantae; Streptophyta; Magnoliopsida; Cucurbitales; Cucurbitaceae. The record is from RefSeq and is a predicted model, not a curated record. Gene Ontology annotation, molecular function: protein binding.
UUUUUUAUUUUUGAAAAUUGUUUACUUGUAAUAAUAUCCUAAAAGCAACAUUGGAUAUAAACGAUUCUCCGUCUUUGCCACUCCCGCCUUCUUCCAUCGUUUUCCUUUUCGCCUCAUCGUUCUCCUUUCACUGCCCGCUCCGCCAGCCGAUCUCAGCAUAAUAUCUGCGGAGAAGCGGAAAUUCUUCCUACGAGAAUCAGAGGAGCGGUGGGUUAUGGCGAAUAUUACAUCUCUAAUGAUCUCCAUUCGCCAAAACUCACGACUUGUGAAAAACCUUGGGAUCCACAUCCGGAAUCUCUCGGUGGAAAUGAAUGGAGGCAAAGAUGGGUGUGAAGAGAUUAAUCUGAGUGAGAAAUUGUUGAACCCUACUCACAGCCAAGACGUCACUGAGAUAUCUAAAGAGGUUUGUAAGGUCAUCAGGAGCAAACCCAAAUGGGAGCAGACUCUGCUCUCUGAUUACCCUUCUUUCAAUUUCCACGACCCUUCUUUUUUUCGCGAGCUAUUGAAGCAGUUAAACAAUGCUUUGCUUUCGUUGAGGUUUUUUCUUUGGCUGAGUUCUCAGCCUGAGUUCUUGCCCCAUCCAGUCAGCUGUAACACGCUUUUUGAUGCCCUUUUGGAGGCCAAGGCUUGUGUUCCCGCUAAAUCUUUUCUUCAUUCUUUCGGUUUUAGUCCGGAGCCUGCUUCUUUGGAGAAUUACAUUCGAUGUGUUUGCGAGGGUGGAUUGGUUGAGGAAGCUGUUAAUGUAUUUGAUGUGUUAAAAGAGGCUGGAUAUCGUCCAUCCAUUGAGACAUGGAACUUUGCUUUCCAGAGUUGUCUUAAGUUCGGGAGGACUGAUCUUAUUUGGAAACUGUAUGCAGAGAUGAUGGAAACUGGCGUGCAAGCGGAUGUGGGGAUUGAGACUGUGGGGUAUCUUAUCCAAGCGCUUUGUAGUGAUAACAACGUUUCAAAAGCUUAUGAGCUUCUAAGACAGGCUUUAGAAGAUGGAUUAGCCCCUUCUAAUGAUGCUUUCAACAAAUUGAUUUCGGUGUUCUGUGAGGAGAAGAAUUAUGACAGAGUAUCAGAGCUUCUUCACACAAUGAUAGCUAAGAACCGUAAUCCCGAUAUUUUUACCUAUCAGGAAAUCAUUAACGGGCUCUGCAAGAAACACAGGCAGCUGCAGGCAUUUCAGGUUUUUAACGGCCUCAAGGAUCGGGGUUAUGCCCCUGAUAUGGUCAUGUAUACAACAAUGAUUCAUGGCCUUUGUAAGAUGAGCUGGCUUGGAGAUGCUAGAAAGCUGUGGUUUGAGAUGGUUGAUAAGGGAUUUCUUCCAAAUGAAUAUACGUACAACACAUUGAUUUAUGGAUUUGGUAAGAUUGGUAAUUUGGAUGAGGCCUUGAAGCUAUAUAAGGAAAUGCAUGAUAGAGGUUAUAAAGAAACCACUCUGAGCUGCAACACAGUGAUUGCAGGUUUGUGUCUACAUGGAAGGACAGACGAAGCGUACAACUUCUUUCGAGAAAUGCCUUGCAAGGACGUAGUUUGCGAUGUUGUAACAUACAAUACCCUGAUUCAAGGAUUUUGCAGAGAGGGGAAGAUACUGCAAUGCAGAGACCUAUUCAAGGAGCUGCUAGAGAAGGGGUUGCAGCCUUCAACUUCCUCUUAUACUCAUCUCAUUCAAAAGCUUUGUCAAGUGGGUGAUGUGCAAGAAGCAAAGAAAAUGUGGAAUGACAUGCAUAAUAGAGGUCUUCAGCCAAUGGUGUGCACUCGCGAUCACAUCAUUAAUGGAUUAUGUGAGCAAGGAUGUGCGGUAGAGGGGGUGGAGUGGUUGAUGACUAUGUUGAAGAGCAAUCUCAAGCCUCAAAAGCAAACUUUUGAUAAGUUGGUACAGAGUCUCACUCAAAUAGGUAGAUUAGAUGAUUCUUUAUUGGUCAUAGGCUCAAUGUUUAGAGUAGGUUAUAAACUAGAAGAAGGCACUCUCAGUUGUCUCUUGAAUAAACUAUGUGAAAACAAGCAUCAGUUUGCUGAAUCACAAUUAGAGGAAAUCAUAAAUUUCAAUUAGUAGGAGAAUCUAUAUAUGUUCUCAGGAGGCCAGUUUAAGAUGGUUGUACUCCUGACUAGAAAGUGCGGAGAUUGGAAGCUGUUGAACUUGCUUAGAAGUGCCUGUCAUCGAUGGUUUAAGGUAGAUCCGAAGGCUGAUUUGGGUCGUAAAUUUGCUCAAGUUGUUGGGGUGGACCAUCCAUCUGCAUGAAUAUAUCCAAGUUUCUCUCAGAGGGCAUGGGGCAAAUUGAUGAACUUUAUUACUCAUCUUUAAACCAUGUUCUGGAUCAUGCUUCUCAUUUACGCUUGAGGAACUCAUUGAAGCUGGAAGCAUAUGAGAAGGGGUCUUUUCAACCCGAAACCUGUUCUUGCAUUGACCAAAUAGCCUUUCCAACUCCUCAUGUCAGCUGGGAAAAAUGAACUCAACUUGAUGUGGAAAGAGUUUAGAACCUUGUGUUUUAUCAAAGAACUCUCGGUUAUGGCAGGGCAGGUAGGGAACCUCUUCACAACUUGCAGUGUUUGCUUUGCUUUCAUUCAGGUGUUCAUUAGCUGCAGUUAGAAUUUUAAGAUGGACGGCAAAACUUUGAAAGAACUAUACCAUUUGACAGACAGUGACAAAUCCUCUAGCAAUUUUUUCCCCACUUUCUCUGAUUGAUCAACUGCUCUUUGCUAAGGCCGAUUACCCCUACUUUACAAAAUAUGUUGGAUCAUUCUCAUCUUCGAAACACAGCUCUCCAUGUGUCCUUUUCCACCCACCCACCCACCAAGGGAAGAAAAAGAACUUGUCUGUGAAGCCCAUAGUUCAGACAGGCCAUCAUCAUCAUCAGGGACAUUUACGAGCA